Molecule: messenger RNA, 1249 nt
Organism: Coregonus clupeaformis (lake whitefish)
Lineage: Eukaryota; Metazoa; Chordata; Actinopteri; Salmoniformes; Salmonidae
Exons: 3
Coding region: 144-752 (202 amino acids)
Source: RefSeq, a predicted model, not a curated record
UUGCGCUUAUAGUCGCAUGCACUUGUUGUAGCCUACAGAUCAACUGCGAAUAGCUUGUUGUAGCCUACAGGUCAACUGCGAAUAGGCUAUGUGAAGUUCAAAAGUACAGUUGAUUCCUGUCGUUGAUAGUUCUUAUAUACGAAAUGGAUGCCAAUCCAUCCUUCUCGCUGUCAUGUCUCUACAGAAGCGAUCCAAUUUAUUCGCUCUGUGCCUCAGAUUUAAUGACCGCUUCUCAAACUGUGAACAAUAAUUUCAUAAAGGAACAGAAGCAACUUAUGAAGACUCUGAAGAGGCUGGAGCAGCAGCAGCUCACCUGCAUGCGUCAGCUGAGUGAGGAGCAGAGGACCUUUGCCUUCGUCAUGAACAAGAGGCUUAGCCAGAGGGGCCCUACGAGGCCUCAAACGCUCCCCUCCACCUCAGCCUCCUCCAUCUCCCCUCCGUCCGUUACGGGUUCCCAGUCCGCCCCGGCUGCCCUCACCACCCGCACUGGGGCCAACAGAGCUGGCAGUGCCAAGAGCGCCAACAGCAGAGUCAAGUUUGAGCAGUCUUCUUCCAGCCUCUUGCCGUGGGCAGUGAAAUUGCAGAAGAAGAGUAUGGAGACACAAGGCAGGGAGGCAAGUGAGACGAUCACUGUUUUGAAGGAGUAUGGGGCAUCGGCUGGUCAAAGGUGUUGUUGUGAAUGUGGUCACACCAGGGAGCUGUUGGACAGGAGACUGAGCUGUCCAGCCAUAUUACAGAGGCAUCACUCUUGAUUCUGCUAUGGGGUGUUAUGGACGUGCAAUACAGUAUACUGCCACAAGGGCGCGCAAGUGAUUCUCAUGAACAUCAUCUACCUACUCAUACUGGAUCAAUCUAGCUACCAUAUUUCUUGGGAGGUUAUGCCAUGCCAAUGGAUAUAUGAACAGCAUUUUAUGACAUGACCGAUAAAUGAGUAACACUGUACGUCAUGACAGCUUCAUAAUAUUAGCUUCAUAAUAAGUUACAUUAACUAUGUCAACAUGUCAUUACACCUGUAACUGUUUGCAAUACAUGCAAAAUGACACUGCCUUGUCACUUGACAUUCAGUGACAUAAGAUGCCUUUACAUCUUUUGACACUUGUUAUGUCAUGUUUAUGACCAUAAUGACACUGUUAUGAUGUACAGUUCAAAUAGUGUUACCAAGGUACGUUCUGUGUUCACCUACAGUUGAAGUCGGAAGUUUACAUACACCUUAGCCAAAUACAUUUAAACUCAGUUUUUCACAAUUCUU